Ilyonectria robusta is the source of this 342-nucleotide messenger RNA. RefSeq lists its product as uncharacterized. NCBI's taxonomy places the organism in Eukaryota, Fungi, Ascomycota, Sordariomycetes, Hypocreales, Nectriaceae. The record is from RefSeq and is a predicted model, not a curated record. The coding region runs from base 1 to 342 and encodes 113 amino acids. The transcript has a single exon.
AUGGGCUGGCUGCAUCGUCUCUGCCUGUCUCUGCCUGCUUCUGCCGGCUCGUCCUAUUCGUCCUAUUUGCUCACCUGUCAUCAUCCUCACGCUAGCCGCUUUCUGCUAGUUGCAAAAAAUCAUGGAUCAUGCACGCCGCUCACAUCCAUCCUUGAUCCGACCCUCUCGAUAUGCCCGUCAUGCCCGUCAGUCGUCUUCAUUGGCAACGCCCGAAAUCCACCGCUCCGGGAUGCGCCUGCAGCCAUUCGGGGAUCGAGCGAGUCGGAGUGUGCACGCCGCCGCAGUUGGCAUGCUCCUGUUCAUGCUGCCGUCUGCUCAUCUGUCGCUCCCGUCAAUCAAUGA